CUGCAGAAAUGUUUGGGGGUUAUUAAGACGUUUCAUCAUGUUUAAUGCAGCAGGUGGGAGGAAACAUGCGUGCAUUUAAAGCCUGUCAGCGCCACCUACUGGUUAAAUCUCCUUACUUCACUACAGGACCACCUCUUUAGGAGCCUCUUUUUUUCCCUCAGCGGAGUUUAGACUAACUCAAGGUUGUUCUUUCUUUCCUAAACUCUUUUGGACACGUUUUUCUCUUCUAGGUUGAACUUUAACCUUUUCCUUCCACUUCUGAUUGCCAUCCUGCACAAAACAAAACAAAAGAUAAAUAGUUUUUUUUUGUUUUCGCCUGGAGUGUGGUCGUUUUCUUACUGCCAUGCCAACCAGCCGCCUUGUUGCUGCUGCUGCUGCUGCUCUGUUCAUCUUGCUAUUCUCCACAGCUGGAGCCACCACGGACGACGACAGCUACAGUGACUUCAUAGAGGACGAUCACACUCCUCAGCUGGACUAUAAAGACCCAAACUGGUGUCGUUCUCUGCAGCUGAGCAACGGCGAGGUGACGUGCCGCCCCCCGCGGGGCGGGGCCCACAGGGGCAUGCUGGGUACCCGCUGCGAGAUGGCCUGCGAUCGAGGCUACCGACUGCUGGGCAGGAAGUCGAUUCAGUGCCUCGCCAACCGCCUCUGGUCUGGGACGGCUUACUGUCGCAAGAUCCGUUGCUACGUGCUGCCCCUCAUCCCACACGGCAGAUACACCUGCACUCAGGGCUUCUUCGUGGACUCCAGGUGCGACUUCACCUGUCGACCCGGUUAUCGCAUCGAGGGCGAACACUCACGCACCUGCCAGCCCCGGGGGUCCUGGAGCGGUGUGCAGCCAGAGUGUUCAGAUACUGACCCUCCGAAGAUCAAGUGUCCACCAUCCAGACUGAAGGUGGCUGAUCCUGGAAAGCUCACAGCCAGAGUGAGCUGGGACCCCCCAGCUGCCACUGAUACCGCGGACAAAUUCCUCAAUGUGGUGUUGGUGGACCAGCCGCCCGGCACUGACUUCAAAGAGGGACUACACGUCAUCAGAUACAAGGUGUACGAUCAAGCCAGGAACAGAGCUGCCUGCAAGUUUAUUGUACGUGUGGAGGUGAGAAGGUGUCCAGAGCUGCCUCCGCCUCUGCACGGUUACCUCAGCUGCUCCUCUGACGGGAAUAACUACGGCGCAGAGUGCGAAUACCUCUGCGAUGGAGGAUAUGAGCGCAGGGGGACGUCUAGCCGUGUCUGCCAGUUUAACCGCAGCUGGAGCGGAGCCCCUGCCGAAUGUGUCCCGAUGGAGUUUAAAUUCAACGUAAAGACAGCUUCGGCUCUCCUGGAUCAGUUCUACGAAAAGAGGAGGCUGCUGAUCAUGUCGGCGCCCGACAUAUCCGACCCCGACUACAAGCUGCAGAACCUCAUGAUACAAAAAUCUGAUUGCGGAUUAGACCUUCGACAUUUCACGGUGAUCGAACUCCUGGGCUCCCCGCCUCGAGAGACGGGGCGCAUCAAAGAAAAUCUGCUUCAGGCUGAAGUGAUUGAGGGCUUGAGGCAAGUAUUCAGAAUCUCCCGCUCCUACUUCAGCAUGGUCCUGCUGGACGAGCUCGGUGUCGACAGAGAGCGCUUCAUUGUGCCGGUGUCGUCUGACGAGCUCUUCUCCUACAUAGACGGUUUCCUGCUGGAGGAGGAGGAACGGGAGAGGCUGGAGCUCCACAGAGAUUUCUGCGACUAGUUUAUCAAAGCUCUCUGGCCGUCAUCUUUUUUUUUUUUUUAGUAAGAUAAGAUGUGAAAGGACAAAUGAGCAGAAAACGGGAGAUUAAAGAAGAGGGCAGGUCCUCACAUUUAAAUGGGAUCAUUACACAAGACAGAAGUGCUGGCACUGUUUGCUCAACGUAAAAAUUAGCUAAACGGGAGGAAAGGAGGAACUUUACUUCAUAUCAACAGAAAAUUCAAAUCUUUAAUGAAAUUAGAUCUUUUAUUGCAAGAAAUGUAGCACAUUAAAGCUAUUCUGCUUUUAUUUCACAUUCAACAAUUUAAUCCUAGAGAUAAAACUCCCGUUUACAGGUAACAGAAGAAGUAAAAGGAUGAUAAAAAAAAAAAUAAAAGACCAGUUGGACACAGAUACAAAAUAAGAGUGGAGACAAAGACAUUGGGUUUAACUUUUAUUGGGUCAACAGAUUAUUCAAGGUAACCUUGAGUUUAACGUGACUGAAAACACUCCAAACCCAAAGCUUAACAAUAAACUUAUAUUAAAACAAACAGUCAUUUCAUUUCUUCAAAUAAGGCCUUUAAUUGAAGUUAUAUAAAUAUAAACUGUAAUAAGAGCAUUAAAGCACAGUGGUGCACAUUUAAUAUAACUGCUUUUAUCCAAGCCCAUAAAUCCUUCAUAAUGCUGGUUUAUAAUGAAAUUUCCUUCAUAGUGUUCUUCUGUAAACGAUUAUAAAGACAAGUGUGAAAAAUUAAGACACUUCUGUGCUGUGAAUGAUUUUCAAUCGUAAUGCAUACAGUCUCAAGUUUGAAAAAGUGACUUAGUGUGAAGCUUUUGGCACACGUUGAACAGUAACACCAAUCAGGAGUCGGUGAACUAAACUGAAUCCCGCACACAGGGAGGAGAACCGAGCUGCAGCCUAAAACCUAAAGCAGCAGACGAGCUCCUGGUCACAUGACGAAUCCACAGACUCAUAUUUGUCUCUGAGGCCAGAGUUUCUCAUCGCAUCAGAUCACUUUCAGCAUCUCUGUCCUCAUUUACCCUUAGUCUUUCCCAUGGUGCAGCGCAGUGGAAGAGUGCCCUCUGCCCACGAGUCGGGGUACUGCAUCAUCUUCUGCCACAGACUGAUCUCCUCUCCGCCAGACUCCGGUUUCACUUCCUCUUUUCCUAUUUUUACAGUGCCUGCAGUGGGGAGAUUAGACAGAGCCUUUAAGAUCCGUGAUGGAAAAUUCUUUCAGCUCCUCUGAUGUUCACAUAAGUAAAAAAAAAAAAGCAAUGCCCUGCAGAAGUGAUGAUUUUUACAGUAAACUAAAGUGUAAAAAUAAGACCUGUAUACAAUGUUCUUUCCAUUACGCUGAAAGUAAUAAAGAGCUGGUCUUUAAACACUGUUCAUAUAUUGGUAUGAAUCAUAAAA
Fundulus heteroclitus (mummichog) is the source of this 3104-nucleotide messenger RNA. It is a transcript of the gene srpx2, whose product is annotated as sushi-repeat containing protein X-linked 2. Bases 344 to 1714 code for a protein of 456 amino acids. The transcript is spliced from 10 exons. NCBI's taxonomy places the organism in Eukaryota, Metazoa, Chordata, Actinopteri, Cyprinodontiformes, Fundulidae. The record is from RefSeq and is a predicted model, not a curated record.